Messenger RNA from Lycium ferocissimum, 1736 nucleotides. RefSeq names its product geraniol 8-hydroxylase-like. Lineage: Eukaryota; Viridiplantae; Streptophyta; Magnoliopsida; Solanales; Solanaceae. The record is from RefSeq and is a predicted model, not a curated record. Bases 128 to 1615 code for a protein of 495 amino acids. Gene Ontology annotation, molecular function: monooxygenase activity; iron ion binding; heme binding. The transcript is spliced from 3 exons.
CCUUACAUUUUAAAUUUAUGACCACACACACCCGUAUUGGAUAUAUUCCUCUAUAUUAUUAAAUAUAAAAGAGGUAAGCAUCUUUUUAUCUCAGUGUUGAAGGAAGGGUCUGUGUGAGAGAGGCAUAAUGGAUUACUAUACACUUGUGUUGGGAUCAAUCUUUGCCUUGAGUUUUCUUUAUACUCUAGCAAAAUUAUGCAGCAGAGGCAACAAAAAACUUCCACCAGGGCCAUCACCAUGGCCAAUUAUUGGAAACCUUCACCUGUUAGGUGCAAAACCCCAUAUAUCACUGGCCAAUCUUGCGAAAAUCUAUGGUCCAAUUAUGAGUUUAAAAUUAGGCCAAAUAACUACAGUUGUCAUUUCUUCUUCAACCAUUGCAAAACAAGUCCUCAAACAUCAAGAUCAAGUUUUUUCAGGUAGAUUUGUCCCUGAUGCCCUUCAAGCACACAACCAUUGCAAAUUCUCUGUGGCAUGGCUUCCUGUUUGUCCUCAAUGGAGAACGCUUCGAAGAAUAUUGAAUACAAAUAUCUUCUCUUCCAAUAGGCUUGAUGCAAAUCAACAUCUAAGAUCUCAAAAGGUGAAAGAAUUGAUUGCUUAUUGUACAAAAUGUAGUCAAGAAGGUGCAGCUUUGGAUGUAGGUCAAGCUGCUUUCAAGACUAAUCUCAAUUUCUUGUCCAACAUCCUUUUCUCUAAGGAUUUGGCUGAUCCUUUUUCGGAUUCAAAGGUGGAGUUGAAGGACGUUAUUUGGGGUAUCAUGGCUGAGGUAGGGAAGCCUAACCUAGUAGAUUUUUUCCCCAUACUUGAAAAGAUUGAUCUUCAAGGAAUAAGGCGACGCACAGCUAUUCUUUUUGGUAAAUUGUUUAAACUUUUUGAUGGUUUGAUUAAUGAACGAUUAGAGGGAAAGAGAAGGUUUCAUGGUAAAAGAAGUGAUGUUUUGGAAGCAUUUCUCAAUAUUAGCGAAGAAAAUCCUGAAGAGAUCGAUCACAAUCACAUCAAGUCCAUGUUCCUGGACUUAUUUAGUGCGGGUACGGAUACAACUACAAGCACAUUGGAAUGGGCAAUGGCAGAAACACUUAGACAACCUCGGAUUAUGAAGAAAGCUCAAGCUGAACUUGCAAAAAUCACUGGAAAAGGAAAACGAAUAGAAGAAACUGACAUUUCCCGACUCUCUUACUUGCAAUGUAUUAUCAAAGAAACCUUAAGAAUGCACCCACCAGUUCCGUUCUUACUGCCCCGUAGAGUGGAACAAGAUGUUGAAUUGUGUGACUACAUUAUCCCAAAAGGUUCACAGGUACUAGUUAACGUGUGGGCAAUUGGUCGAGAUUCUACUUUUUGGGAGGACCCUUUAGUGUUUAAACCCGAGAGGUUUUGGAGUUCAGAUUUGGACAUGCGAGGAAAAGAUUUUGAGUUGAUUCCAUUUGGUGUUGGUCGAAGAAUAUGCCCUGGCUUGCCACUGGCAUUGAGAAUGGUUCCAGUAAUAUUGGGCUCACUCUUGAAUUCCUUCAAUUGGAAACUUGAGGCAGACAUUGGACCAAAUGAAUUAGACAUGGAGGAGAAAUUUGGUUUCACCUUAGCCAAAGCCCUUCCUUUGCGAGUCAUCCCAUCUCCUCUUUGAAGUUGCCUAGUCAAUAAAUAUUUAUUUGUAUUUGGUGUUUACACUGAACCAAACAUUUUAGUCUUAAUAUAUAGUAUUACUUAAUCAUGAUUAAGUGAUACAUAUGCGUAUGGAACAUAUA